GAGAUGGAGGACCGGCCGCGGGUGUCCACGCUCAUCAACUCGCUGGCCAACUACUCCAACACCAUCCAGCCCACGCCCGCGGACCCGGACGCCAAGCCGGCCCAGGGCGGCGCCUCCAUGGGCACGCUGAUCGGCGUCUACCUGCCCUGCAUCCAGAACAUCUUCGGCGUCAUCCUCUUCAUCCGCCUCACCUGGGUGGUCGGCACGGCGGGGGCCGUCGCGGGCUUCCUCAUCGUCUUCACCUGCUGCUGCGUGACCAUGCUCACGGCCAUCUCCAUGUCCGCUAUCGCGACCAACGGGGUGGUGCCGGCAGGCGGGUCGUACUUCAUGAUAUCCCGCUCGCUCGGCCCCGAGUUCGGCGGCGCCGUCGGCAUCCUGUUUUACAUCGGGACGACGCUGGCGGCCGCCAUGUACAUCGUGGGCGCGGUGGAGAUUGUCAUUACGUACAUGGCCCCCUCCAUCUCCAUCUUCGGGGACUUCACAAAGGACGCCAGCGUCAUGUACAACAACUUCCGCGUGUACGGCACGGUGCUGCUCAUGAUCAUGGGCACCAUCGUGUUCAUCGGCGUCAAGUUCGUCAACAAGUUCGCGACGGUCGCCCUGGCGUGCGUCAUCUUCUCCAUCAUCGCCGUGUACGCUGGCAUCUUCGUUAACUGGAACGGCAACGACAAUUUGUUCAUGUGCGUGCUGGGGAAGCGACUGCUCAAGGACGUGCACCUGGACAACUGUACCAAGACCCCGAACGGCUACCUGUACAACUUGUUCUGCAAGAACAACCUGUGCGACCCGUACUUCAUCACCAACAACGUGACCAAGGUCCGCGGUAUCAAGGGCAUCGCCAGCGGCGUCUUCUUCGACAACAUCGCCGACAGCUUCCUGUAUGACGGCCAGUACAUCGCCCGCGGCAAGGACCCCAAGGAGAUCGACCGCCUGGACGGCUCCUCGUUCAACCAGGUGAUGGCCGACAUCACCACGACCUUCACCAUCCUCAUCGGUAUCUUCUUCCCAUCGGUCACUGGUAUCAUGGCGGGCUCCAACCGUUCCGGCGACCUGCGGGACGCGCAGAAGAGCAUCCCCAUCGGCACGAUCGCCGCCAUCCUGACCACCUCGACCGUCUACCUGUCCACCGUGCUCCUGUUCGCCGCCACCGUCGACAACCUGCUGCUCCGCGACAAGUUCGGCCAGAGCAUCGGCGGCAAGCUGGUCGUGGCCAACAUCGCCUGGCCCAACCAGUGGGUCAUCCUGAUCGGCUCGUUCCUGUCCACCCUGGGCGCCGGGCUGCAGUCGCUGACGGGCGCGCCCCGCCUGCUGCAGGCCAUCGCCAAGGACGGCAUCAUCCCCUUCCUGCAGCCGUUCGCCGUGUCCUCGUCGCGCGGCGAGCCGACGCGCGCCCUGCUGCUCACCGUGCUCAUCUGCCAGUGCGGCAUCCUGCUCGGCAACGUCGACUACCUGGCGCCGCUGCUCUCCAUGUUCUUCCUCAUGUGCUACGGCUUCGUGAACCUGGCGUGCGCCGUCCAGACGCUGCUCCGCACCCCCAACUGGCGGCCGCGCUUCAAGUUCUACCACUGGUCCCUGUCGCUCAUCGGCCUCUGCCUCUGCGUCGCCGUCAUGUUCAUGACGAGCUGGUACUACGCGCUCUUGGCCAUGGCCAUCGCCGGGAUCAUCUACAAGUACAUCGAGUACCGAGGCGCGGAGAAGGAAUGGGGUGACGGCAUCCGCGGUCUGGCGCUGAGCGCGGCGCGCUUCUCGCUGCUCCGGCUCGAGGAGGGCCCGCCCCACACCAAGAACUGGCGGCCGCAGAUCCUCAUCCUGACCAAGCUCACGCAGGACCUGGUGCCCAAGUACCGCAAGCAGCUGGCGUUCGCGUCGCAGCUCAAGGCGGGCAAAGGGCUGACGGUGUGCGUGUCGGUGCUCAAGGGCACCUACACGGCCAACUGCGGCGAGGCGCUGGCCGCCAAGCAGAGCCUCAGGCGCACCAUGGAGGAGGAGAAGGUCAAGGGCUUCGUGGACGUGAUCGUGAGCAGGGACGUCAGCGACGGCCUCAGCCACCUGUGA
This is a messenger RNA of Frankliniella occidentalis (western flower thrips), 2055 nucleotides long. It is a transcript of the gene kcc, whose product is annotated as solute carrier family 12 member 6. Gene Ontology annotation, molecular function: potassium:chloride symporter activity. Gene Ontology annotation, cellular component: membrane. Bases 4 to 2055 code for a protein of 683 amino acids. The transcript is spliced from 7 exons. The record is from RefSeq and is a predicted model, not a curated record. Gene Ontology annotation, biological process: chemical synaptic transmission; cell volume homeostasis; chloride ion homeostasis. NCBI's taxonomy places the organism in Eukaryota, Metazoa, Arthropoda, Insecta, Thysanoptera, Thripidae.